Mangifera indica (mango) is the source of this 682-nucleotide messenger RNA. RefSeq lists its product as uncharacterized. The transcript has 2 exons. Bases 150 to 539 code for a protein of 129 amino acids. Lineage: Eukaryota; Viridiplantae; Streptophyta; Magnoliopsida; Sapindales; Anacardiaceae. The record is from RefSeq and is a predicted model, not a curated record.
CGACAAAGAUCAGAUAAGGCCAAGCCAGAAGCUUCACCCCCACUGUAUAAAUUCAGGACUACGCAAACCUCAGACAUACUUGUUCAAAAAUACGCCCUUCAACUGCCAAUCAUUCACACAAAAGCUUUUCCAUCUUUUGACUAAUUGCAAUGACCUUCUUCUUCUCUAAUUUGGGUUCGUGUUGUCGUCCGACGGUGCUACGUCAAGCAGCCGAAUCAAACACCUCCACCACGCAGAUGACGUUAGGAGGGGCUGAUGAUGCUGGAGUUCAUGGGCCAUAUAAUCCAAAGGCAAAUAAGAAACCGACAUCCAAGUCUUCUGCGGCUCAUUGGAGACCGAGGCUCUUGGUUAUAUCAGAAGAUGCCGUGUUUAAGAGUGAUGAGAGAAAGGCUCAGUCUGAAAAGAAAUUGUCAAGUAAAAGUAGAUCAGCUGCUAUGACUCGCCGUUUCCGUAGAAACGAUGAGUAUGAGUAUGACUCCAGGAAAAGCUGUCCGUCGAUUAUGGUACCAGGGUUCUCUCCGACGCCGUUUAUGUUCUGAAUCUUGUGAUUGUACAUGAUCCAAAUUUUGCAUAUAUUAUGUAGAAUUUUGUAUCUUUAUGUCACUUGUGCUUUUCAUCUGCACUUGAUAAUGAUCCAUAUCCCUCUGGCUAAUAAUAAUUUUUAUUCAAAUGUUUUGGACGA